Triticum urartu is the source of this 744-nucleotide messenger RNA. RefSeq lists its product as uncharacterized. Lineage: Eukaryota; Viridiplantae; Streptophyta; Magnoliopsida; Poales; Poaceae. The record is from RefSeq and is a predicted model, not a curated record.
UAUCCUCUCGUCCCUUUUCUCGACCAAUUUCUCCACCGCAGUGCCCCCACCGCUUCUCCCCUGCCGCGCCUCUCUUCCCCUUCCUCCCCAUGGCGCCGCCCUACUCUUCCCCUUCCUCCCCAUGGCGCUGCCCUACCCUUCCCCUUCCUCCCCAUGGCGCUGCCCUACCCUUCCCCUUCCUUCCCAUGGCGCCACCUCUCUCCUGCCCUUCUUCCUAUGGCGUCGCCCUUCUCCUCCACUUCCUCCCCAUAGUCGAUGUUGCUGAUGUGGAUGGCGGGGCCAAGGACGACGGACUGGCUGGUGUCCAGGGCGGCGUGUGCGGUGUGGCCAAGAACGACGGCCGGCACACCACGGCAUCCUCCCCAAUCGUCACGCUGCUCCCUCCCCUACCAGAUCCAAUCUCGGGUCAACGCCAUCAUACGAGACCAAAAAUGGUUGUAGAAGGAGAUGCAGCUCCUACAAGGAGAGGUUAUGGGGGUGGGGGAGCUGCUGUAAAUUUUUGCCCAUAAUUCUCAGCUGCAAUGUCACAUAUACUAUUGUGUGGAAAGAUCAAAGGAAGAAAACACCUGCAGAAUAGAUUUUUGUCUAGUUGGUAGUUAUGCUUCACAGUACCUACAACAUACUUUUCUCUUUAUUUUUUUCCUUUUUUUGCUACAUGGACAUCGGUUCUUCUGCAUUAUGUGUGAUAUAAGACUAUCUAUGUGCUCUCUCCUAUAUAAUUGCACAGUUUUUGCAUUUUGUUGC